ACACGGCAAGGCACUUCCACCCCGUCCCCUUUAUAGAGCGACUCUUGGACUCGAUGUCGUAUGCCAAACUCAACGUGCUCCACUGGCAUCUAGUGGACGCAGAGGCCUUCCCCAUUGAGACGCCCUCCUUCCCGCGCCUCUGGAAGGGUGCCCACUCUCCCCACGAGCGCUACUCCCUCGCUGACAUGCGGCACGUGGUGGGCUAUGCAGCAGCACGUGGCAUUGUUGUCAUUCCUGAAAUUGACCUGCCAUCUCACUCCAAGGCAUGGGGAGUGGGCUAUCCGGCCCUGCUCCCAGCCUUCAACUGUUCCGAGCCUCUCGACGUUUCCAAUGAGUUCACCUUCCGAGUCAUACAGGGCGUGCUCACAGACCUGCGGUCAGUCUUUCCGGGGCCGACAAUCCACAUUGGUGGGGACGAAGUGAAUGCAGAGUGUUGGACAACUGUUCCUCACAUCUACAACUGGAGGAAGGAGCACAGGAGGACAGUGAAGGCGUCUAUAGCCUACUUUGUGAACCGCGUGCAGGCCAUUGCAAGCCAGCUCGGAUGGACCACAACCGUUGUCUGGGAGGAGUCAUUUUUCAAUGUCAGGAGGCACCUCAAUCCCACAACCACCAUCGUGCAAAGCUGGCUGAAAACCGACAGCCUGCCCAACAUGGCAGCGUGGGGGUUCCGCAUCGUUCACACGAAUGCCGGGGGCGGGUGGUACCUGGACUCGCUACAGUCCCGCUGGGAGCAUGCUUAUAGAGAGGAUCCCACUGACCUGGUGCUGCAGGUGGAACGAGAGAGGAUGGAGAGCGAGGAGGAUGGUGGGGAUGUGUGGAGUGGGGAUGGUGGGGAUGGUGGGGAUGGUGGGGGUGGUGGGGAUGGUGGGAGUGGCGGUGGGUGGAGUGGGGAGGAGGGUUGGAAUUCAGGCAGAAAGGAGGGGGGUGGGCAUGUGGGGGGAGGUGAGGAGGGUUGGAAUGUGGGGGGAAGGGAGGGGGCUGGGGAUGUGGAAGGUGGAGGGGUUGGGGACAGUGGGGAUGGGUUGGGAAGCUUGUGGCCUGAUAAGUGGGGAGAGGGAGUGGGAGGGGGAGGGGGAGGGGGAGGUGGAGGGGGAGGGGGAGGGGGAGGGGGAGGGGGAGGGGGAGAGACCCCCACUGCGGUUUUGCUGGAGCGUCUGCGAGGGAGAUUGAGAGUGGAGGAGUUGGCAGGUGUGGGGGCGAGAGGGGGAGAGGAUGCAAGAGAGGGUGGAGAUGUGGAUGGGACGGGAGGAGACGGGGCGGGGAGUGUGGGGGGCAUGCAGAAGCUGGGAGGAGAAGAAGGUGAAAAGGGGGAGGAGAAGGGAGAGGAGGGAGGGGGAGAGACAGUGGGACGAGAAGCAGGGAAGGAGCAUCAGGGGGAAGAGCAGGGAAGAGGUAAAAUCAUUCACAUGGCUGUGGGCGGACGGGAGGGGGAUCGAGGCGAGCGAGGGUUGGGAGGGGAUGAGGGGGAGGGAAAGGACACGUCAGCAGGGACUGGAGUGAGGAGAAGGGUCCUGGAGUGGACAGGAGGAGGGGAGGGAGGUGAGGAAGGAGAGACAAGAAGGGAGGAGGAGAAGAGGAGGCGGUGGGAGGAGCUGGAGGCGUUGGCAGAGAGAGUGGUGGUGGGGGGGGAGGUGUGUGCGUGGAGUGAGAGGAUCGACCCCUCACAACUCAUGGCCACAGUGUGGCCGCGUGCUGCUGCCAUGGCAGUGUUCCGGUGGAUGUCGGGCAAGGUGCACAGCGUGUAUAUGAUGGAGGACCCAAUCAAAUACGCCACGUGUAACGUCAAGGGCACCAAAGAGCUCUUCCGGCCGUCGGGCGCGGGCCACGUGCUGUGGAUCCCGCAGCCCAGCGACCUGGGGAAGACGUUCUACUUCGUGAGCAAGGGCAAGGAUUGCCUCAACGGCAUGAAGGCCGUCCUCAAGAUCACGUGA
Closterium sp. NIES-65 is the source of this 1934-nucleotide messenger RNA. The record is from the annotation of a GenBank genome assembly. NCBI's taxonomy places the organism in Eukaryota, Viridiplantae, Streptophyta, Zygnematophyceae, Desmidiales, Closteriaceae.